Lolium rigidum is the source of this 1448-nucleotide messenger RNA. RefSeq names its product vegetative cell wall protein gp1-like. The transcript has a single exon. Bases 1 to 1278 code for a protein of 425 amino acids. Lineage: Eukaryota; Viridiplantae; Streptophyta; Magnoliopsida; Poales; Poaceae. Gene Ontology annotation, cellular component: plasma membrane. The record is from RefSeq and is a predicted model, not a curated record.
AUGCGGCAGCAACCACUUCCGCUCCCACCGCGCAUGCGGGCGCCGACAGAUCGCGAGCCCGCCGCCGGCGACGGCACGGCCAGGCCGCCGGAGCGCCGGCAGCAGCAGCUGGGGCAGGGGAGGAGGCCCUACCGCGCGGCGGAGGGCGACGAGGCUCCCGUCCCCGUCAGGACCAGGCCGCCGGAGCCUGAGCCGCAGCCGCCGCGGCCUCGGCCGGCCACGAACCACGCCGCCGAGGCCCGGGCGGCACUCCUCGCCGACGUGGUUAGGCCGCCGGCCCAGGCGGAGAGGGCUCCGGAGGGCCGAACAACUCGAGAGGCUCCCGUCACAGCCGCCGUGGCCAAGCCGCCGGAGCGCCGCGCGACUCCGGAAGCUCCCGCCGCAACCGUGGCCAGCCCGCCGGGGCAGCCGCACGGCGCGCGGGAGGGCCGCGCAGCUCGUGAGGCUCCACACGCCACCGUGGCCAGGCCAUCCCAGCAGCCCAACGGCGUUCCAGACGGCCGCGCCGCUCAGGAAGUGGCCAAGCCACCCGGGCAGGCCAACGGUGUUCCAGAGGGACGCGCGGCUCAGGAACCUCGCGCCCCCGCCGUGGCGAGGCCGCCAGAACCGCAGCCGAACCCCUACUACGUGCCGGAGGGCCCCGUCGCGACCACCGACAGGCCGCCGUCGCCUCCCACCUGGCCGUACCCGUACUACUACCAGCCAGAACAGCCCCGACGUCGGCGCCGCGCCUCCCCACUAACAUCCUGCCUCCUGGCAGCGGUCUUCCUCCUGCUGGCCGGCGGCGGGGCCGCCGCCGCGCUGUUCCUCCUCUUCCGCCCGCGGCCUCCGGACAUCGCCGUGUCGGCGGUGCGGCUGCCGUCCUUCGCGGCGGCCAACGGCACCGUGGCCUUCACCUUCGAGCAGCUGGCCACGGUGCGCAACCCCAACCGCGCGCCGCUCGCGCACUUCGACAGCUCGCUGCGCAUCGCCUACGCCGGCGGGGAGAUCGGCUCCAUCUACAUCCCCGCGGGCCUCAUCGACAGCGGCAGCACCAAGCACCUCACCGCCAGCUUCGCCGUCCAGGCAUUCCCCGCGGCCACGCCGCCGCCAACGCCGCUGCAGAUGGCCGCGCAGCAGCCGGCAGCCGCCGCCGUCGUCAUGGAGGUGGACUCGCUGCUGGUGGUCAAGGGGAGGGUCAAGAUGCUCGGGGUGCUCACGCACCGGGUGCAGGCAUCCAAGAUGUGCCGCGUCGGCGUCUCGCCCAUGGACGGCAGGGUGCUUGGCUUCCGCUGCUGAUUCCCUACACUGCUUGCUAGUUCUAGAGAGGUUUGGAUUCAACUGUAAGAAAUCAGGUCAGAAUUUUACAGCAAACGAGGCAGUUUCGACUAGAAUUGUGUGAAAUACCCAGGGCCAAAACGUUCAUCAACCGAACGAAUUGGAAAUGUGGGAAUGAAAUGGCCUGUUGU